Ipomoea nil (Japanese morning glory) is the source of this 1112-nucleotide messenger RNA. Its product is annotated as zinc finger protein ZAT5-like. The transcript has a single exon. The record is from RefSeq and is a predicted model, not a curated record. NCBI's taxonomy places the organism in Eukaryota, Viridiplantae, Streptophyta, Magnoliopsida, Solanales, Convolvulaceae. The coding region runs from base 105 to 968 and encodes 287 amino acids.
CAACACUCUUCAGUGUCCCACCCCGGCUCUCCAAUUCUUAUAUCUUUCAAGGCUGCUCUGAUCAUCGAUCUUCACUUUUCUUUUGGCUGUUUUUAGGCACUAUUAUGGAAAUCUCUCAAGAAUAUUCCGAUUAUCAGAUGGUGUUGAUAAAAGGAAAGCGUACUAAACGUCCGAGGGGAUUGUCGCCGGCUGACUCGAGCUGUUCUAGCGGCGGCGGGGAUGGUGGUGCUGCUGCUGUUUUCUAUUCCUCCUCCGCUCAGUACUCUCCGGCGACUUCGACUAGCCAGAUAUCCGCCACCACCAACGAUGAGGAUGAGGACAUGGCGAAUUGUCUGAUUCUUUUGGCACGAGGCGGUGGAUGCCGUCAAGUAGAGAGAGUUAGUGGCAGCCGGAAAGUCGACGAAAUGGCCGCCGCCGCCGCAGGCGCCGGCAAGGGUGGUGGCGAUUUAUACGUCUAUCAGUGCAAAACUUGUAACCGAACUUUCCCGUCGUUUCAAGCUCUGGGUGGGCAUAGAGCCAGCCACAAGAAACCUAAGAUCACUGCGGCAGACGAUCAGAAAAAAUCGGCGGCGCCGUCGUCGUCAGACUUUGAUAAACAAAGUUCGCCGCUUUUCGCCGCCGGGGUUUCUACCCAUACCCUCAGCAAUGGCGGCAAGGCCAAGAUUCACGAGUGUUCGAUCUGCGGGUCGGAGUUCUCGUCGGGGCAAGCUCUGGGAGGUCACAUGAGAAGACACCGGCCGCCGCCUACUAUCAACCCGGCGAAGCCGCUCUCGGUGAUUAGCGACGGCGGAACGGCCAACGUUUCUGAAUCAUCGGACCGCCGAGAGAAGGCGGCGACAGGCGGCGGGGGUGUUUUCACGCUCGAUCUUAACCUGCCGGCUCCACUAGAAGAUGAUGAUGACGAUCAAGAAACCAAGUUACAAAAUCUUGCGUUUUCCACCCCGGCUUUGGUGGACUGUCAUUACUGAAACCGAUCAGAUAAUACAAUACAUAGUGAUAUUGAAUUAUUUGUUUUAAUUGAUUGUUUGUGAUCCAUCAACCAACAUCAAAUUUAUCUUGAUUAUUAUUUGUUAUAUGAUUCUAAACUUAUUAUUAUUCAAAUAAUUAAUUAC